GAUGACUAAAGCCCUGCUGGAGAAGGAUGGCACGAACUGGCGCCAGAAGCUCCCACCAAUCCCCUCGGUCCCUGUUUCUGCCCAGAUGAGGUGGAGCAUUCCUUCUGCUGCAGCCCCCGGGGCAAACACUCCUCCUGUGACUACACCGCAGGGAGAACCAGACCAGACUGCUGCUGGGACAGAGAGAGCUCGAACUCUGAAGGAAGAAGGAAAUGAACUUGUAAAGAAAGGAAACCAUAAAAAAGCAGUUGAGAAGUAUAGUGAGAGCUUAAAGCUCAACCAGGAGUGUGCCACUUACACCAACAGAGCUCUCUGUUACCUGGCUCUGAAGCAAUACACGGAAGCAGUGCAGGACUGCACAGAAGCUCUGAGGCUGGAUCCUAAAAAUGUUAAGGCACUCUACAGACGUGCUCAAGCACUUAAAGAACUGAAGGAUUACAAAUCAAGUAUUGCUGAUAUCAAGAGCCUGUUGAAAACUGAACCAAAGAACACAGCUGCACUGAGAUUACUGCAAGAAUUGAACAGAGCCUAG
This is a messenger RNA of Pterocles gutturalis (yellow-throated sandgrouse), 532 nucleotides long. RefSeq names its product translocase of outer mitochondrial membrane 34 (gene TOMM34). The record is from RefSeq and is a predicted model, not a curated record. Lineage: Eukaryota; Metazoa; Chordata; Aves; Pterocliformes; Pteroclidae. Gene Ontology annotation, cellular component: mitochondrion; cytosol. Gene Ontology annotation, molecular function: heat shock protein binding. The annotation marks the transcript as partial. The transcript is spliced from 4 exons.